AUUGACAACUCCAGAACUUUUUGGUUGUUAUUCGGGUUGAAAAGAUUGACGUGUUUUUCAUUUUAUAUGAGUUGUCGGUGCCGGUUUAAUUAAAAUCUUUUGGUGCAUGUAAUUAUUGUUUACUUGAAACAAUAAAGUUAGCGAUAAUGUUACAAAUGCGUAGUCUAGGUAUUCUCCUAUUCGUGGCGGGGACGUAUGCUUUGUACGACUCCUCGUCGGACGUAAUAGAAUUGACUCCCAGCAAUUUCGAUAGACUCGUCACUAAAUCUGAUGAAAUAUGGAUAGUUGAAUUUUACGCUCCAUGGUGUGGACACUGUAAGAACCUUGUUCCCGAAUAUAAAAAAGCUGCUCGCGCGUUAAAGGGCAUCAUCAAAGUAGGUGGUGUAGAUGCAGAUCAACACAAAGACUUGGCACAGAGGUAUGGAGUUACUGGUUUCCCAACUAUCAAAGUGUUCUCUGGUAUCAAACAUACUCCAUACCAGGGCCAAAGAACUGCUGAAGGGUUUGUGGAUGCUGGAAUCAAGGCGGCAAAGGAGAAAGCAUAUGAAAACCUCGGGAAGAAGUCUGGUGGAUCAUCUGACAAGUCUGAUGUAAUCACACUGACUGACAGCAACUUUAAAGAACUGGUGCUGGACAGUGAAGAUCUCUGGUUGGUGGAGUUCUACGCCCCCUGGUGUGGUCACUGCAAGAACCUGGAGCCCCACUGGGCGAAAGCUGCAACGGAACUCAAAGGAAAGGUAAAAGUUGGUGCAUUAGAUGCAACAGUGCACCAGGCUAUGGCCUCUCGUUACCAAGUCCAAGGCUACCCCACCAUCAAGCUGUUCAAUGCUGGCAAGAAGACAUCCGACUCUGUGGAGGACUACAACGGUGGAAGGACAUCGAGCGAUAUUGUGGCUUAUGCAUUGGAGAAGCUCGCUGAGAAUAUUGCCCCGCCAGAAAUUGUUCAGGUAGUAAAUGAAGAGACUAUGAAGGUGUGUAGCGAGAAGCCAUUGUGUGUGGUGUCCAUACUGCCCCACAUCUUGGAUUGCAAUGCGGCGUGCCGUAAUGACUACAUCGCUAUACUAGCCCGUCUCGGUGACAAAUAUAAGAAUAAGAUGUGGGGAUGGGUAUGGACGGAGGCUGGAGCGCAGCCUGCACUGGAGGAGGCUCUGGAGCUGGGCGGGUUUGGAUAUCCGGCCAUGGCAGUUGUCAAUGCUAAGAAACUCAAGUUCUCUACGCUCAGAGGAUCAUUCUCUGAAACUGGAAUCAACGAGUUCCUAAGGGAUCUUUCAUUCGGACGUGGCCAAACUGCACCAGUGAAAGGCGCUGAAAUGCCAAAGAUCAGUACCACAGAGCCCUGGGACGGGAAGGAUGGAGAAUUACCUCCCGAAGAGGACAUUGAUCUCUCCGAUGUUGACUUGGAGAAGGAUGAGUUAUAAGUGAUAAUGCUUAAGACUGCCAAUUUUAGUGUCACUUAAUUAUUUUUAAGAUCUUUAUAGUCUCAAAACAUCACAUUUCUGGAUC
Papilio machaon (common yellow swallowtail) is the source of this 1503-nucleotide messenger RNA. RefSeq names its product protein disulfide-isomerase A6 homolog (gene CaBP1). Gene Ontology annotation, biological process: response to endoplasmic reticulum stress. The record is from RefSeq and is a predicted model, not a curated record. Bases 147 to 1418 code for a protein of 423 amino acids. Gene Ontology annotation, molecular function: protein-disulfide reductase activity; protein disulfide isomerase activity. Gene Ontology annotation, cellular component: endoplasmic reticulum lumen. NCBI's taxonomy places the organism in Eukaryota, Metazoa, Arthropoda, Insecta, Lepidoptera, Papilionidae. The transcript is spliced from 8 exons.